Drosophila melanogaster (fruit fly) is the source of this 1972-nucleotide messenger RNA. RefSeq lists its product as uncharacterized. The record is from RefSeq and is marked reviewed. Bases 22 to 1182 code for a protein of 386 amino acids. The transcript has a single exon. Lineage: Eukaryota; Metazoa; Arthropoda; Insecta; Diptera; Drosophilidae. Gene Ontology annotation, molecular function: peptidyl-prolyl cis-trans isomerase activity; isomerase activity.
CACCGUCUAGUUUGUGCAAAAAUGAACUCCAAGAAUCCGGCGCUAUGCAAGUUUGAUAUAUUUAAAAAAGAAGAUGGCAAAAAUGGAGAUCAGAUUUGUGACCACUCUUGGGGUUGCUUUGACGCGAGCUCUAAAAGCGUAUAUUCGAGUGUUAACGUGAAAAGCGCCUCCUAUGGUGAUGGGGACAGUGGGCUAUCGAACCUAACUGAAGAACGUACUUCCGAAAGGCCAAACAAGCUGCCCUUUGGAUGGGAAGAGCGCAUAGCUCACAGUACCAAGGAGUGCUAUUUCUACGACACAAUUACCAGAAAGGUACACUUCACACUGCCUCCAAGCCACCACCGAGAAAAGGAUAGGAAUGCCUGGGGCGCCAUUCUUGGAGACUACUCUGACUUCAAUGACCAGCUCCGCUGCAGACACAUCCUGGUGAAGCACAGCGAAUCGGACAGGUGUAGUUCAUAUCGCGAACGGAUGGUAAGGAGAACUAAGCAGGAAGCGCUAAAUAAGAUCAUGCAUGCGAGGGAUCUAAUUCAAUCAGGCAAAUUUGAGUUUGCUGAAUUGGCAAAUAUGAUCUCCGAUUGCUGCUCUGCCCGGCAUGGCGGUGACUUGGGCCCCUUGAGUCUUACACAAACGCCUUUCGUCUUUGAGAGAAACAUUUUGUUGCUGAAAGAUGGCGAACUAUCUGAGAUUUUUCAGACGAAAGCAGGUUAUCACAUCUUGUUGCGCACCCCGAUUAACUACAUUAAUUACAGCACAAAGAACAGACGCAGACGUCUUAAAAAAAUAUUUAUUGCAAACGAAAAAGCGAAGUCUAAAGCCCACCUAAAGAAAAACCAAUAUUUUUCCAAUUUGACGAAACAACAAAAAGCGUUCUUAUGCAAAAAACGGCAAUCACCAGUUUUCGAAAGUAUGUCUAGUUGUUCGGGUCGUGUGUUUUUUAAAGCUUCGUCCUCGACUUCUGUGUCUGAGGCACCGAAGGAGAGUAUCAAAUUCGCAAGACAUCAACUUAAUAUAAGAAAUCUAAUAGUUCACUCUCAAGUGGAUGAAACCUCGCGUCUAGGCCAAUAUAUAAAGGUAAUAGAAUCGAAAGAUAUAGGAAAGAGUGUAAUCAAACUUCAAAAUGUUUUUAUUAAAAACGAAAAGGGGAAAAAAACAGAAACUGAAAAACAGAAAAACUUGUAGAGCACUGUUAAUUGGAGCCCGAACAUUGCGCAAAUACACACAUGAAAUUACAUUAAGGGAAAGAAGCUCUGAUUAAAACCUGAAAUAAUAAAACAGAAAUAAUAAAAACGGAAAUUCUAAGGAAGUUUUUACUCAAGCUAAACAUCUGGCGAGCAUAUGAGUUUUCGUGCAGAUACAUUUUGUAUAUCCCCAUUCAUUGCCAUAUAUUUUUAGAAAUAUCUCGCGAUCCAGCCUCUUCUCUCGUAUCCCGAGUCACAAGGAGUCCUAACUUAAAGGCACAGCACCCACAUUCCUUUAAAUCCGCUAGCCCAACCACUCUUAUACGGCUGUUCCACUCAACGCGAAUCCUCUCCGGACGACAACACAGGAAGGGGUGCCCUGCACACGCGCACUCGCCAAAUCGCCAUUGGAAACUCACUCUCACAGAGAUACGGGCAUUAAAGACGGGUUCAAGUUAUAGGCUGUUGUCCAACCAAAUACAAAUCAAGGAAGCGGCUUGAGAAAAUGCACUUCACUGUAAGACAGGCGGCUUGCGAUCGUUACGCUCGCAUUCAGAGCUGUGGGCAAACUGAGUGGGCGAACCGCCGCGACUCGAACUCGGUGAACUCGAACUCGAGAGGCUCGAAAACUGCUCAACCCAGAGAGCCCAAUGAGAGCAGCGGGAAGAGAACUGACACUGAUACUGAUACAUGCUUUUUAUACCAUUUACAAAUCCAUAUACACAGCGAUGAAAAAUUUCUACGAGUAUGUGCCUCCUUUUUUGCCGACUGCAGAAAUGUAUGAGGAGUAU